Molecule: messenger RNA, 666 nt
Organism: Ilex paraguariensis (yerba mate)
Lineage: Eukaryota; Viridiplantae; Streptophyta; Magnoliopsida; Aquifoliales; Aquifoliaceae
Source: the annotation of a GenBank genome assembly
AUGGCAGAAGAAGUGAAGUUGUUUGGUGCUUUGGAGAGCCCAUUUAGUUGCAGAGUAGUGAUUGCUCUGAAAAUGAAAGGGGUACAAUAUGAAUACAUAGAAGAAGAUCUACCUCACAAGAGUCCUCUUCUUCUCAAGUACAACCCUGUGCAUAAGAAGAUUCCAGUGCUCUUGCACAAUGGCAAGCCAAUCUGUGAGUCUCUUGUUAUACUCGAAUACAUUGAUGAGACAUGGAAAGGCACUCCCAUCUUCCCCCAAGACCCUUCCGAUAGAGCCACGGCACGUUUCUGGGCUCAGUUCCUGGAGCAAAAGUGCUUGCCGACAUUAUGGAAGGCUUGUUGUUGGAAAGGCGAAGGGCAAGAGAAGGCCAAGGAAGAAGCAUAUGAGCUGAUGAAAAUGCUUGAUAAUGAACUCGAGGGCAAGCGAUUCUUCGGAGGAGACACCAUAGGACUGGUUGAUAUUGUUGGUAAUUUCAUAGGCUUUUGGUACGGCAUUGUCCAGGAAAUAACAGGAGUUGAGCUGUGGACAAAGGAGAAAUUCCCCAGAUUAUGUGAAUGGAUCGAUGAGUUCGUGAAGUGCACCAUUGUCAAGGAAAAUCUGCCUCCUAGAGAGAAACUAUUGGCCUAUUUCCGAACUCGUCUCCGAGGUGCUGCUGCUUCUAAAUAA